AUGGAAGAAGACGCCUCGGACAUUGAGAAUGGCAUGCAGCGAGCGCACUGGUCGUGGCAAUAUGCCAGACAUGUGCGUCGCUACGACCGCUAUUGUAAGUGGUUGAAGAACACGAUUGGUCUACGGAACCAUCGGGAGUUCGUGAUCAUGGUGGCAGGGCUGGUUUUGAUCAGCGUCCUCGGCAUGGCGGUGGACAUUCGGCUGGGUGUUCUAAUGGCGAAGAAGGGGGGUGGACGGCAGAGGGAGAUCUUGGUAGCUUUGCGCUUGGGAUAUUCCAUUGGCCUUCUCUACUUCGUGUGCCCAAUCUUCAAGAUUGGGCACACGAAGUAG
Molecule: messenger RNA, 330 nt
Organism: Cladocopium goreaui
Lineage: Eukaryota; Dinophyceae; Suessiales; Symbiodiniaceae
Source: the annotation of a GenBank genome assembly